Lagopus muta (rock ptarmigan) is the source of this 6856-nucleotide messenger RNA. RefSeq names its product zinc finger and BTB domain containing 41 (gene ZBTB41). NCBI's taxonomy places the organism in Eukaryota, Metazoa, Chordata, Aves, Galliformes, Phasianidae. Bases 264 to 2981 code for a protein of 905 amino acids. Gene Ontology annotation, biological process: regulation of transcription by RNA polymerase II. The record is from RefSeq and is a predicted model, not a curated record. The transcript is spliced from 11 exons. Gene Ontology annotation, molecular function: DNA-binding transcription factor activity, RNA polymerase II-specific; protein binding; RNA polymerase II cis-regulatory region sequence-specific DNA binding.
CGCUGCCUCCCGCCCGCUGGCGCGGGGAGCGCGGCUGCGCGCUGGGCCGGGACCCGGAAGCGGCGGAAGCGGUCGUGGGGCGGUGCGGUGCGGGAGCAGCGGCGUUGAGCGGCCGAGCGCGUCCACGGAGCGCCCGGCGUCGCGCUGAUUAUGAAAUUGCUGUUAGGAAUUUUCUCGAGGAGGUCUGGCGUGGAAGCAAGUCUCCAGGGGAAUUCUUUGUCAGUCACCUAUGAAGCUCCUGGUUUUAAAGUUGUGCUUCUGCAAUGAAGAAAAGGAGACGGCUCGCUGCAAAUGUAAACGAAAAGGUUCGCCUCGGCCAUGAGAAAGUUGCUUCGGAUCAGAUUCUUGUAGUAGACUGUGCCCAGGAAAUUGUCUCCAAGUCUGCAGAAAUAGCUCCUGCAGAUCAGCUUGAAUCUGCCCCAGAACUUUCACCCUCGUCGGAACAAAGGAAGCUCCUAAGCUCCUUACAGUACAACAAAAACCUGCUCAAGUACCUAAAUGAUGAUAGACAGAAGCGUCCGUCAUUUUGUGAUUUGCUCAUAAUCGUAGAAGGAAAAGAAUUUAGUGCUCACAAAGUUGUAGUGGCUGUUGGGAGUAGUUAUUUUCACGCCUGCUUAAGCAAAAAUCCAAGCACUGACGUUGUCACGUUAGAUCACGUAACUCAUUCUGUCUUUCAGCAUUUGUUGGAGUUUCUGUACACCUCUGAGUUCUUUGUAUAUAAAAAUGAAAUUCCGCUGGUGCUGGAAGCGGCAAAAUUUUUAGAUAUUAUAGAUGCAGUGAAGUUGCUGAAUAACGAGAGUGUUUCUAGCAUACAGUCCGAUGUGGUAACUGACACACCUACACCUGUAGAAACGCUAACCGAGCUGACUGGUAAACUGUUGAAUAGUCAUCAGUGCACUUUCUGUGGUCGAAGUUUCUGUUACAAGAAGUCUUUAGAAAAUCAUUUGGCUAAAGCCCACAGAUCCCUCUCACUGGAGAGAAAACAUGGGCUAAAAAUGGUUGAGAAAGCAGGCUUUUCCACUCGACGGUCCACGAGAAACCGUAAGUGUCCGGUUAAAUUUGACGAUAGCGAUAGUGAAAGUGAUGAUGCAUCUGACAGCAAUUUGGAAAAAGUCAGUUCUGACAAGGAAACAUCUGAUAGAAGUGAAUUUGAAGACAGUGGAAGUGAAUGCAAUGCUGAUGAAGAAGGACAGGAGGAAGAAAUGUCAGGUGAAGAUUCAGACACUGAAGAGCAAAGUGAAAAAGAACAUGAUACUGAGGAGGGUUCCGAGGUAGCUGAUUCCGUGGGAAGUAUUCCUGAAGGCUUAGCUCCGGUCAUCAUUCAGAGCAGUAACAAAAAACUGCUGCAGUGUCCCAAGUGUGACAAAAAGUUUGAUCGAAUAGGCAAAUAUGAGAGCCAUACUCGUGUACACACAGGUGAGAAGCCUUUUGAGUGUGAUAUAUGUCAUCAGCGCUAUUCAACGAAGUCCAACCUGACGGUGCACAGAAAGAAACACUCUAGUGAUACAGACUUUCAUAAAAAGGAACACAAGUGUCCCUACUGCAAUAAGCUGCAUGCAAGCAAGAAGACGUUAGCAAAACAUGUGAAGAGGUUUCAUCCAGAGAAUGUGCAAGAAUUUCUUUCUAUUAAAAAGACUAAGAGUGAAGGUUGGAAAUGCGAUAUUUGUAAGAAGUCCUUCACUCGCAGACCCCAUUUAGAAGAGCAUAUGAUCCUUCACUCUCAGGAUAAACCAUUUAAGUGUACCUACUGCGAAGAGCACUUUAAAUCCCGAUUUGCAAGACUGAAACAUCAAGAAAAAUUCCAUCUCGGGCCUUUUCCCUGUGACAUUUGUGGGCGACAGUUUAAUGAUACAGGAAAUCUGAAACGCCACAUAGAAUGUACUCACGGAGGAAAGAGAAAAUGGACAUGUUUCAUCUGUGGGAAAUCUGUUAGGGAACGAACAACUUUGAAAGAGCAUCUGAGAAUUCACAGUGGAGAGAAGCCUCAUCUUUGCAGUAUUUGUGGGCAGAGUUUUCGUCAUGGAAGCUCUUACAGACUUCACCUAAGAGUCCAUCACGAUGACAAGAGAUAUGAAUGUGAAGAAUGUGGGAAAACAUUUAUUCGGCAUGACCAUCUGACAAAACACAAAAAAAUACACUCAGGUGAAAAAGCACACCAGUGUGAAGAAUGUGGGAAAUGUUUUGGCCGUAGAGAUCACCUCACUGUUCAUUAUAAAAGCGUUCAUCUAGGAGAAAAAGUUUGGCAGAAAUAUAAAGCAACGUUUCACCAAUGUGAAGUCUGUAAGAAAGUUUUUAAAGGAAAAUCAAGUUUGGAAAUGCAUUUUAGGACACAUUCAGGUGAGAAACCAUACAAAUGUCAAAUCUGUAAUCAAUCUUUUAGAAUUAAGAAGACGUUAACAAAGCACAUGGUUAUUCAUUCAGACGCUCGACCAUUUAAUUGCCAACACUGCAGUGCAACAUUUAAGCGAAAAGACAAGCUGAAAUACCAUAUUGACCAUGUUCACGGAACAAAGGCAGCAGAAGAGGCACUGACAUCUUCUUCAGAAGAAAAACUAGUCUCUUUACCAGUACAGUACACUUCUGAUGACAAAGUUUAUCAAACUGAGGCUAAACAGUAUGUGGAACAGUCCAAAACAUAUCAAUCAGAAGCCAAAACUUUGUUACAGAAUGUAUCUACUGAAGUAUGUGUGCCAGUGACUCUGGUACCAGUUCAGAUGCCUGAUCCUCAAGCUGAUCUAGUACAGCAUACUACUCAGUCACAUGGCAUUCUUCCUCCACAGCAUGAGCAGGCAGAUUAUCAGCGUGCGACAGACCUGUCAUUUCUAGAGAAAUAUACUCUUACUCCACAGCCUGCAAAUAUUGUUCAUCCUGUAAGACCUGAGCAAAUGUUGGAUCCUAGAGACCAGUCAUAUCUUGGAACUUUACUAGGGCUGGAUACAGCUCCUACUGUACAGAACAUUUCAAACAAUGAACAUUCGUGAUCAGAGCAUAACAUUCCACCUAAUUUACUAAGCCAUUAGCCAACAGGAGGCUGAUAUGGCAAUUAAGAUUUAUAUUUUGUAUUUUAUUUGGACUUGUGAGUCUUCUGCAUAGUUUUUGGAAAAACAGGUUUGUUUACAUGAUAUUUGAACAUUUAGGCACACUGAUGUAUACAGAGAGUGUUUCUUGUGAUUUUAAGAGUUUAUAAAAUAUUAUAGAUGGUCUUUUAAAAAUUAUGCUCUGAAAUAUCUUUUAAGGAUAGUUGCUGAGAAAAUGUAAUUAUGUACCUGCCUAUUAAUUUAAUUUUUUUUUUUUGCCUUUCAGCAUCUCACUGAGUUAAAGUUAUAAGUGUAAUAGAAAGCAUACUGGAAGAAAAAGGAUUGUAUCAAAUUCAUUAGAAAUGGUAAGCGUAGGCAGUAAUACAAAACACAAACUUCAAAUUAUGUUUCACGUGUAAAUUAAAAUUGAAUCCUCAGGCAUCUCUGGAGAGUUUUUAAAUUUCUAAAGACUCUGCAGCCUUUAAGUUAAUGGAGGGAGCUAGAUAAUUCUGGAAAGUGAUUUAGAUAUUUCGAGAACACAAAACAUGGAACUGUAAAGAACGCCAGAAGUAUAAUUAGGCUACCUACAUUUGGUCUGUUACUUGUUCCUUGGUCUUAAUAUUGACUUAUGUAUGAAGAUUUAGACAAUACUUUUGUCUAAUUUUUUGCCGUUAGCCCUAUGCAAUUUUAGUAUACAUUUUUCUUUUUCAGUCAUGUUUGUUUUCUAAAGUGUGUCCCACACUCUUAAGUUUGAAAGAAAUGUCAUGUAGCCAAUAGACAGUCAUAAAGAACUGGCAUGACUUGUUCCUUGUUAGAGCAUCAGUUGUACCAGGAUCCCCCAUAUUCGUUUUCAAAUUAUCUGUGAUGAAGAAGUUUAAAGACAGUUAUUUCCAGUGCAGCACUCAAUUGUUUUCUUCAAAAAAGAGAUGAUCACCAAUCAUAAAUCUUUUGUGAGUUGCUAGUGAUUUUCUUCCACUGUCUUGUGUUGUUUAUAAAGCAAAAUCAAGCUCUAGAGAGUAUGCUAUUUCUUCAGUUAUUUUUAGCUUUUUCUUUAAUAGAAGUAAGGUUAAAAAAAAAAUAACCUAUUUUUAACUAUAAAGUCUAGUGUAAUUUACCAUGAAAUCUAGUAUAAUUUAAUCUAGUGUAAUUUAAGAUCAUUAAGCUUUCUAUUUUAAGCCUAAUUUAAGUCUUUCUUCUUUGUUUGUAUUGUGAAAAUUAUGCCAAAGAAGAUAUUGGAUAUCAUUUUAUAAACUUCAUUAUUGCUCACAAGAAUUACAGUCUAAGGUAAAUUUUUCCCCAGCCUCCCCAGUAAUCUGCUAUUAUUAAAUUAUUAUAUUAAAGUAUCUUUAAAGUGGGUAACUGGAUCUAUAUGAAUUAUUGUAACUGUUGGAUUUUUCCAGUGACCUGAACACAACCAGUCUGUGUUGAAAAGCUCUUCUAUCAUCCCUUUUCUGUAAACUGUAAACACUGAACCUUUCAAGUCCUAUUUAAAUACUUUGGUGUGAGAUUAUUUUAGUUCCCAUUUACUUCAGUGUUAAGCAGUUUGCAGGAGAGGGGCCAGAGCUGCCUGAAUGUUCAUACUUUGAAGCUUGUGCCCUAUCGGAUUCUUAACACACCAAAGAUUUCUGUUAGCUGUUAAGUAGUGGCAGAGUUAUAGUAUUUUAAGUGUUACCGAUACUUAAAUAGGACUUAGCCAAAGAAGCACAAUGAAAGUCCUAAACUUUAAAAAGUUCAGUUUUUGAAACAGGACUAUGUAUGUUUAACUGUUCUAUGUUUGUAUCUCUGAAGUAAAAUGUGGAGCUGUGCUCUAGGAAUGUUCAGACUGACGUGCUGUAAAUAUAUCUGGUAAGAAUCGGAAUACUGGCAAAUAUACAGCAAUAAUGAGGCCUUUGAAUGCCACUUUCUGAAAGGACACUAUCAAGUACUAUACUUCCUGCUUUCUAACUCCACCUUUAUCUCCUCUCCUAAACAAAUCAUUUUUCAUCUUUACACUCCAUGACUUGGAAACUACUGUUUUAUCUGUAGUUUUCAAGUUUACAUGUAUACGUCAUAUUACCAUGUGUUGUGCAACAUGAGUUCCAUCAUUUGUAAUUGUAUGAUUAAAAGUAAACUGACAUCAGUGGGGUCAGUGCAGUUCUCAUAGUUAGAAGCCUGUUUAUUAUUUCUUGUCUCUUCUGGCCUACUGUAGAAGUAGGUAUUGUAGGAUUUCGAUAAAACAAUGACCUAAAAUUGGUUGGUAACUAAUUUGUUUUCUUUCAAAGUCCAGUUCUUUUGCAAGGCGUUCUAGUAAAAUACUAAAAGAGAAUUUAGAGCACGUCUACUUGAUAAUGUCCUUUUAAUUUGUUUUGUUUUGUUUUUUGGUGAUUGUGCCUUUUACGUAUAUUCUGAUAAUGGCUUUUUUCUGUAAUUAGUUGAUUAUUCAGAAGGAGUUAAGGUCAAUAUCUUCUGAAGGGCUUCAUGUUUUUGGAUGCCCAACAAGGAACAGAUUAUAAAAAUGACUUUCAGGAAAAAACGAGCUCUGUCUUCACUGUUUGGAUGGCCAGAAAUACUAGUCAUUCCUGGAAAAGAAAAAACAACACAAUAUACUAGUUCUUUGACAUUCUUUUGUUUGCAGAUAAUCAGACUAGUUAAUGUUUUAACCUGCUGGUCAGGCUGAUUGUUGCCAGUUGACAGUGAAUAAAAAUAGGAAAUAUUACAUUGUUUUUAUUUUUAAUAUCAUUAGCUGCAACUCUUACGGCUUUACAUCUAUUCAUGUAUAAGCUGUGUAAAUUAUCAUGGACUGGUACUUCAUGUGGUGGAUGGAAGUAGCUGAUCUCUAAUGGCAGAUGGUUCCUUUUGUUCUGGAGUUGAAGGACAGAGCUCUGAACCUCACAUCUGUGUGGGUCAAAACUCCUUAGGUAUCUAGUACCUCCAUUUUAAUACGUGUGUGUACUCUUAACAGUAGUCAUAUCCUAUUAACCCGGAGAGCAUUUUUACAAUACAAGCUGUGUUGUAUCUGACAGUAAUUGAUUCAGUUGACUGUUAAUUGCCAAAGAAGGAAGCAGGUCUCUCAAAAUGUCUAAAGAAUGAUGAGUGGCACAUUGAAAGAUGUUGGUCUUUUCCACGUGCUGACCUUUGGGGAGAGGGAUUGGACUCCACAGCGGUGCUCCAAACUCGUACGUAGUUCUGAGAACUUAACUGCACUCAUUCUGUAAACACUGAAUUAUGUGCAUUUUGCUAGACAAAUUUAGUAAUUUUUAGCUGUUGACUGGAUUGCUGUCCUUAAAGUGAUUUGUCUAUUCAGUUUUAUUUAUUUAUAUUGAAAUUUACUGCUUGAGCACUGACACUUUUCCUACAGAGGUAUCGUUGUCAUGGCUUGUUUUUGUUUUUUUGAGCAUCAGUAAUUGUAAUGGUGAUGAUACAUCUUCUGUAAGGUUCUGGUUUCCUUAAAAUAUUUAGUGCUACUUCAGUCCGCAUUGUUAUUUGGGUAGCUAUUUUUCAAGAUGGGUCAGGCCAAAACACUACUGCAAAAGAUGGACUUGCCGUCAUUAAAGAGCUAAACUUAUUUUCAUAGUAAUAAAUAUGAAAGAGUAUUUGGAACGCUGAGGAAUGACUCUUCAGUUCAAUUAAAAAUGGUAAUAGUUAUAUCAGUGUAGGAACUCGCACAAAGCAAAAUGACUGAAUUUUGAGAAGGUUAAUGGUGGCAAUUUUUUUUUUUUUUUUUUUUUUUUGCAAACAACUGCAAGAAAUGUUACGUUUUUUUUUCCUAUGUUGAGCAUACACACAUACUAGAUUGCACUCCACACGUAGUACAUUUAUCAUAGUGUAUUAGUGCAUUGUCCCCUUUUUUUUUUUUUUUU